Molecule: messenger RNA, 5923 nt
Organism: Oryza brachyantha (malo sina)
Lineage: Eukaryota; Viridiplantae; Streptophyta; Magnoliopsida; Poales; Poaceae
Exons: 5
Coding region: 429-5522 (1697 amino acids)
Source: RefSeq, a predicted model, not a curated record
CCCCCCCGCCGCGCCGCCUCCGCCUCCGCGCAGAUCAGCGCGCCGCCGCCGCCGCCGACGACGACGAGGACUGCCCGACGUGGGGGUCUGUCUCGCCGCCCGCCUGCCUCGGCGAAGACUCGCAUCUCCUCCUCCUCCUCCGCCGCCGCCGCGGCGUGCAGCUUGUUCUCUGGUGGGGGGCGAGGGGAGGGCUUGUGACGUGGCCGGGGUGAGGGGUUCCUGACCGUACGUGCGUUCCGUCUCUGGGUGGGGCGGGGCGACCGCCGCCCUGCGACGACCGACGAGCGCCUCCGCCGGGGGACGGUAGCCCCGGAUAGGAGGGAGGAGGCGCUGCCGAGUUGGCUUCGCCGCGCCUAUGUGAUUUGCGGCGGCGGCCGGAGCUGGGGAUUCGUUCGGGCGGGACGACGACGACGACGCCGACGCCGUGGAUGCCUCCGCCGCCGCCGGAUCGGAGGGACUUCCUCUACAGAUAUGGCCGCAGGCACGACGGCGGCGGCGCCGGCGACCCCCUCCCACCGCCAGCCCCCACGCCGCCGAGGUGGCGGGAGUCGCCGUACCAUCCCCUGCCGCCACCGCCGCUACGUGACCACUCGCGGCCCUCACCUCGCCGGACGCCUUCGUCGGUCUCCUCAGAGGGCUAUUACCGACAGGGCGGCGCCUCGUACGACCGCUCCUAUCCUGAUGAAUCGCUUGGGUACACGCCCUCGCGCUCAGACCGGUACUGGGUGGAGGACGAGGACGGCGGCUACAAGGGUUUCGGCCGGUAUGGUGGUGGUGGCGGCGGCAGCCGGAGGGACGGCCGGGACAUCCGGGGUUCCUACCGGAGGUCGCCGUUUAGGGGAUAUGGGAGCGACUUCUCCAGAAACCACCAAGAGCACCCGCCUCCACCUCUGAGGAGGUCGCCCCUGAGAUCAGUGGCUGUACCGAUGUGUUAUGACCCUCCUGGUGAUAAGGCUGAGAGGGGUGAUAGGGACCAUCAUCACCGUGUGACUCCUUGGCGGCCCCUGCGCCGUAGGGAGAGCAGAUCUGAUGCGGGAGACACAUCUGGGGCUGAACCUGUGCCUGCUGGACAGGCCACCACAGCGGCGGCCUCAGAGAAGGACGCAUGUCCCGACUUCUCCGCAAACCACCAAGAGCACCCGUCUCCACCGCCAAGGAGGUCACCCCUAAGAUCAGUUGCUGUACCGAUGUGUUAUGACCCUCCUGGUGAUAGGGCUGAGAGGGGGGAUAAGGACCAUCAUCACCGUGUGACUCCUUGGCGGCCACUGCGCCGCAGGGAGAACAGAUCUGAUGCGGCAGACGCAUCUGGGGCUGGACCUGUGCCUGCUGGACAGGCCACCGCAGCGGUGUCCUCAGAGAAGGACAGUUCAGCUCAGUCUUUGGCUGUCGCGGCUCCUCAGGCCUCUGAGGAGGAGGCACCAAGGAAGAAGCCUCGGCUUGGAUGGGGGCAAGGUUUGGCCAAGUAUGAGAAGCAGAAGGUACACGGUCCUGCAGAUUCUGCUGAGGCUGUUGCUGAAGGCAGCCCAACUUCCACCGAUCAAAAGGCAGUCACAAAUACACCAGCAUUUGCGCCUUGUGUGUCCCCAGUGGCCACACCAUCACCUGCACCGCUAUGUAAAUCUCCAGUCCCGGAAGAUAAAUCCUGUGAAAUGACAGCAAAUACGGUCACUGAAUCCAAUAAAAAUAUCCCAGUAGCUGAUGUUCAGGCUUGCAACAACGAAGUCCCUACUACAUUAGAUCAGCUCGAGGGUGAUCCCAUUGAUUCGCUUGCAAAGGUCCUUUCUGUACUGGUGCAACAUGAAGAUUCCUGUUCUGGGGAUUCAAAAGGACUGACUAAUGGCAGUAAGUUAUUGCUACUGAAGGAAAGCAUUAGCAAAGAACUCGAAAAGACAGAACUUGAGAUUGAUUCCUUGGAAGGUGAACUUAAAUCUGUAACUACAAAAGCCAGAAAUAGAGCUCUUAAAGAUCCACCUAAAGCAUUAACUUAUGCACAGAAUCCUUUACCUUCUCCUGUGAAAGAACAAGGAGAACUGACCCCUUCUCCCAAGAUUUCUAUGGAGCAGGAUGCUGAUGUAAAAGGCUCAGAGCUCAUGGAAGUAGAGACAGCUCAAGCUCACAAUGCAAAGGCAGUUUCUUCAGAGGAGAGUGUUGCUUGUCCUGGAGUUGCUCAGGGCCAGGUCCCUGCCGCUGCUGAUGUUAUCCCAUCGGAUCCAUCUGGGAAAAUUGGUUCUGGAAUUGAUGUUGAUAAUGGGCAGCAUGAAGAGAAUCCAUGCCAUGAUAAUUUUAAUGCCAUGAAAGCAGAUGACAACAGUGACUUAACAAGGCCUUGCUCUUACCAUGGUGUCAAAUAUAACUUAGUUGAUACAGUUCUUUCUAUGAACAGGAGUUUAGCCAAAAACACUUCUGAAUUGCUAUUUAAGCCUGUGCUAGCUGAUCGGUCCCAUCUUGAUUUAUUGGAAUCAAGUCAUCUUUCUAGCCAAAUGAAGAAUGGUCUAAUUAUUAAGAAGAAGUACGCCAUACUUAAAAAUCAACAAAGAUUCAAAGAGCAGAUCCUCACCUUCAAGUUCAGGGUACUGCGUCACCUCUGGAAGGAGGAUGUGCGGCUUCUUUCAGUAAGAAAGCAGCGUUCUAAAUCUCAUAAGCGCACUGAGCAGAACAACCGAGCACCACAGAGCGGAUCGCAGAGGCAGCGGUCCUCUAAUCGCUCCAGGUUUGCUGUACCAGCUGGUAAUUUAAGCACAUUUCCUAUCACAGAAAUGUCAGAUAUAGCAAACAAGAUGUUUUCAGAAUUUCAGCUCAAGCGCUGCAGAAAUUACUUGAAAAUGCCUUCAAUGAUUGUAGAUGAAAAAGAGAAGGCGGUUGCUAUGUUUGUGAAUAAGAAUGGUUUAGUUGAGGAUCCUAUUUCUGUUGAGAAGGAGCGGUCUUUGUUUAAUCCUUGGACUCAGGAGGAAAAGGAAAUCUUUAUGGAGAAACUGGCUACAUUUGGCAAAGAUUUCUCGAAAAUCUCCAGUUUUCUUCAGCACAAGACAACAGCUGAUUGUGUUGAGUUUUACUACAAGCACCAUAAAUCUGAUAGUUUCCGAGAAGUUAAGAAACUUCUAGACCUUCGGCAACAGCAGCAACCUGCCAGCAAUUACCUAGCAGCAGUAUCUGGAAAGAAAUGGAAUCCUGAGGCAAAUGCUGCUUUGCUUGAUAUGCUUGGGGUGGCCACAGAGGUGGCAGCCCAAGGCCUUGAAUAUGCAAAUGAAGUGAAGAAAAAUUCUGUGAAAUCUAUCAUGCAGAUUGCUUGUGGUGCUGCUAAUUCUACCAAAGGAUCUGAGGACUGUGUUGGGGAUGUUUCUUUGCAUGAGAGAGAAUCUGUAGCUGCUGAUGUUUUGGCAGGCAUAUGUGGCACUCUCUCUCCAGAAGGAAUGGGCUCAUGCAUUACCAGUUCUGCUGAUCAUGGUCAGAAGAUUGGGAUAUCAAGAAUGGAGCAUCUUUUAACUCCUGAAGCAGAUAAGAACUUUGAUGAUGAUGGCACUCUCUCAGAUCAGGAGUGUGAAGUUGAUAUAGUUGAUUGGAAUGAUGAUGAGAAGUCAAGAUUUAUUGAUGCUAUGAAUAGUUAUGGGAAGGAUUUUGCUCGCAUUUCCUCGUGCGUGAAGAGCAAGUCAUCCGAACAAUGCAAGGUUUUUUUCAGCAAGGCUCGGAAAUCACUUGGUUUAGAUCUGAUCCAUCAAGGUGGUGCUGAUGCUGGUUUCCCUACAGGUGAUGCCAAUGGAGGGAGGAGUGGUACAGAUGGAGCCUGUAUUGCUGAGAUGGAUUCAGCUAUCUGUAGUGCACAGUCAUGUCCUGAAAUGGAGGUAGAUGCAUGUCCUAUAUCUGAUGGAGAUAUCCAAGGGCAUGAUCCUCUUUCUGGUGUUGCCUCUAAGCAGCCAGAGGCUGACAAAUCAAAUGUGCCUGAUGAGGACAUAAAUGCCAAGGAGGGUGGAAGAAAAGCAGAAAAAGACUGCAGCAUUAUUGAUCAUAAACAGUUAUGUGAAGAUGCUCGCGAAACGUCCUAUCCUCGUAUUGACAUCAACUGUCCUGAUAGCACAGAUAAACUGCAAGACACAGAGGAUGUUAAACCAGUGAAUAUGCAUGCAAAUGAUGCCAUGGUCUCUUCAGUUGAACAGGCUGUGGCAGCACAUGUGGAAACUAGAACCAGUUCACAUUCUGUUGAAGUUAUUGAAUCAAGCAGGGCAUCGAAAGAGAUUGUCAUGGAUGUUUCCAGGAUGGAAGGACGUUCACAUGAGACUGCAAUUUGUAAAGGUGGAAAAUCAACACCACCUGUUUGCUUGCCUGCACUUGGUGUUAGCAAGGAAAAUAUCAUACACUUCUCAAACAUGGAUGAAGCAACCCCUAUUAGGCCUGCAUUUACUUCAAAUUAUCAGCAAACUAAGUUGGCAGAUCCAAUGCAAUCAAAACCAAAGCCCCUUACCCCGAAGGAUUUGAUGCCUGUGCAAUUUACUACGUCACUGCCUGAUCCUACGUCAAUUUGUUUUGAGGGUAUAGCUGCCAUAACUACACCCAAUUUCGAGGAUGAUGGCAACAAAACCAGCAUUGCUUCAGGGGCAAAAGAUGUGAGCAUGUUCCCAGCAUAUAAAGACCAGUCUGGUAAUCAUCAUGAUCCACUGUUUCAUAAUGUCGAGGGGUACAUGCAACAGAGACGGAAUAAUCAUUUUAGAACGGAAGUACCUGUUUUAUCUGAAAGCACUAUAGGUGGCAAUGCAGGUGUUUCCCAGUUGGACCAUUUCAUGGUAUCAAAAUUCCAGAAUGGCAGGUCCAGCAGCUUGGGCCUUUCCAAUGGAAAUCUUGGGGUUCUAUCGACUGGGAGAAGAGAGGAAGUACGGGAAGGCUUGUUUACGCCUUGUUCUGUCAAGGCAAGUUCAGGGAAUGAGCAGCAGCAAAAGCGGCCUGGUGAUGUCAAGUUGUUUGGGCAAAUUCUCAGCCAUCAAUCAUCUUUGCAAAGCUCUGGUUCAUCAACACAUGGAAGCAAAAGCAAGCCCCUGUCACCAAAGGUUGAUAAGUCAGCAUCUAGGUUGUUGAGUAAUUCAAGGGAAUGCCUGGUUUAUUCCUCCAGGCCGCCAAAUAUUGCGAACUUGGGGCUGGAGGAGAGAACAAUGAGGAGUUAUGACCAUUUUGAUACAGUGCAAACAAUACAGCCUGAGCCUAUGGUCAUGGUGGCAAAGUGUCAGAGAUCAUCAGCUGGUGUACCAGUUUACUCGACCAAAAAUGGUGCCCUCAGCGUGUUUAGGGAACUUCAACCACCUUCGGUGCAGCCACUCUCAUCAGAUCACAAACUGCUGGAAAACUUUGGCGAUAUUCAUAAGAGAAAUGGAAUUGAGCUCAUUUCAGGGUUCCAGCAACCCGGGAGGCUUGGGAGUGCCGGUGUCCUGGUUAGCAGCGUAUCUGACCCUGUGGCUGCUCUCAAGGCACAGUACGGCCCUGGUUCAAAGAUGUUGAGCAAUGACGUGGACACAUGGAAAGACAUAGGAAGCAGGUAGCAUCUGUAGUGGUGGUAGCGGCAAUAGUGCAAUGCUUUUCUUGCUCUGUAUCAUACUUAGUUUUUGUAACUUGGGAUGAAACUAAAACAUGGGAAGUGAAUGGCUUUCCUGUCCAUAUUAUUGUAGGAUUUGCAGUAGAUGUUCGUUUAAAAUUUCGCCUGGUAUUAACCCUUUUCUGUACCCUUUUCCCGCAGCCGCAGCAGCAGCUCCAUACUUGAUAGUUUUACCUGUUUAACAGUGAUGUAGGUUUUGCUAGAGGUUGUUGGUCAUGCUAUCCGCAGGCUGACAAGGAUGUUUGUUGGUAUGUCAGUUUUUAUGCAGAAACCUCACAGAUCAUUGUAAUGUGGUAAUGAUGCCCAACUCUAUUAGUUUCCUCCUCGCCUGCUGGAGUUUUGGUGAAA